Closterium sp. Naga37s-1 is the source of this 381-nucleotide messenger RNA. The record is from the annotation of a GenBank genome assembly. Lineage: Eukaryota; Viridiplantae; Streptophyta; Zygnematophyceae; Desmidiales; Closteriaceae.
AUGGCUUGCGUUGCUGCUUGCUCCCUUGCUGCCCCCGCCGCUGGCCUCGCGGGCUCCUCCCUCGCUGCCCGCAAGACCGCCCGCGUCCAGCUCAAGUCAGGUAGCUUCGUGCGUGACUGGCUCCGCACCGACCUGUCAGUGAUCGGCUUCGGCUUCGUCGGGUGGCUCGCGCCUUCUAGCAUCCCCGCCAUCAACGGCAAGUCCCUCACCGGCCUCUUCUUUGAGAGCAUUGGCCCCGAGCUGGCUCACUGGCCCACUGGCCCCAGCAUUGACUCCCCCAUUUGGUUGUGGAUGAUCUUGUGGCACUUCGGUCUCUUCGCUUGCCUCUGGUGGGGCCAGAUCGGCUUCAAGUCUCGUGCUGAUGGCCUUGACAAGAUGUAA